Molecule: messenger RNA, 4422 nt
Organism: Mytilus trossulus (common blue mussel)
Lineage: Eukaryota; Metazoa; Mollusca; Bivalvia; Mytilida; Mytilidae
Product: ankyrin-3-like
Exons: 4
Coding region: 1-4422 (1473 amino acids)
Biological process (GO): protein localization to ciliary inversin compartment
Cellular component (GO): ciliary inversin compartment
Molecular function (GO): protein binding
Source: RefSeq, a predicted model, not a curated record
AUGGCUUCUCUUUCUCAAGAGGAGGAAAACUAUGUCAGAAUGAGUUUAUUGCUGACAGGAAUAUCUCUACAUGCAGCUAGAACCUUCUUUGAUCUUGAAUUCCAUCCGUCAUGUUUAGAAUCGUCUUUAAAGAAGGCACACAACAAACUGAUGGAGUUGAAAAAGAAACAUGUUAUAAAUGAAUUACAGUGGAACCUACUGUUCACUCGUUCUCCUGAUAUUCCAGAUUCUAAAACUUUUGAUGUCACUUUAAUGACAGCAUUACUCAGAAAUUUGACAAAAAUUUCUCCUCUUUGUGGAUAUGAUAUUUUACCUUCUGCCAUUGACACAACACCUGCAGCAGAUUUGGUUAGAAUCAAGCACUACAGAAACAACAUGGCUCACCUGAACGAUGGGAAAUUAGACACUGUGGUCUUCAAUGCUAAUUGGAAUGAUAUCACCAAUGCCAUUGCUAGACUAGGUGGGCCACAAAUGAAACAGGAAUGUGAUCAACUAAAAUCUAAAUUUUUAGAUCAGACCAAUCUUGAAAUAAUGAUGGACAUCAAACGGUCAAAUGAUGAAAUCAGGGAUUUAAAAGAAUCAUUUGAAAGUCUAAAGCUGUCACAUACUGAAAUGAGGAAAUCCCAUGAAUUAUUACAAGAAGACCAUGCUGUUGUUACAAAAGAACUUCAAGAGAUAAAAGCCUCUCAGAAGGACACAGUACCAUGGAAUGUUAGAGCACAAAUCAACAAAAAACUGGAAGACUGGAAGAACAAUGCCCGCAUGUUUAUAAUCACAAGAGCUGCAAAGCAAUUGCUGAAAAGUAUAAAGGAGAAUAGUUGUGUAACUAUUAUUGCUAGUUCUGGAGUAGGAAAGACAGCGACACUCCAAUAUGUUGCUUUACAAAUGUUAAAUGAAGAAUAUGAUGUUAUAAUAGUGUCUGAUCCAGGAGACAUUAUUAAGUUUUACAAUCCAAAUAAGAAAACAUUGUUUGUUAUUGAUGAUUUAUGUGGGAACUUUUCUGUUGACCAAAGUGACAUUAAAAGUUGGGAUCCAAUAAUUGGCAGUAUAAAAGAAAUCCUUAUAAAAAAGCAAACAAAAAUAAUUGCAGCAUGUCGAUUACAAGUCUUUCAGGAUGAAAAAUUUGGUAGUUUAUCAGUUUUUAAGUCAUGUGCAUGUAACAUGUUAUCAAAGGAAAUACGUUUGACGAAAAUUGAAAAAAAGUUGAUAGCAGAACUUUAUAUGAAAUCAAAAGCGCCUGAAAUUGCUGACUAUUAUGAUUUGUAUGAUUGUUUUCCACUUUUAUGUAAAAUGUUCCAUGAUAAUCCAAAUUUUAAUGUUGCAAAUUUAUUUCAGAGACCAUUUUCAGUUUAUGAAGCAGAAAUUGACAAGCUAGUCCAGAUGGGGCUUUACACUAAAUAUUGUGCUUUGGCUUUAUGUGUCAUGUUCAACAAUCAAUUGAAAGAAGAAAUAUUGAUAAAAGAUGUGGAUACAGAAACCAAAAAAAUCAUUAAGAACACAUGUCAGGCAUGUAAACUGGAGAGAGGAACCUCACUGUUAGUUAUACGGGAUGAACUUGACUCAUUUACACAUACAUUCAUAAGAAAAGUACAAGGAGAUUUGACAGAGCAAGGUGAAAAUUAUUAUAAAGCCAUACAUGAUAAAAUAUUUGACUUUCUAGCUUACUACUUUGGACAGAAAAUAAUCGAAUGCUUGAUUAAGAAUGCAGACAGUUGUUUGAUCAAGGAGAGAUUCUUAUUAGAACGAACGGACGACAUGGAUCAGUAUAUCAAUGUUGUACCGAAAACAUAUCAUCAAAUGUAUAUACAGAGAAUGAUUGAUGACUGGUCCGUUGGUAAAGUUCAGGAUAUUUUUAGGAAUAUUAAUAUGAAGAUACCUCAGUUCAGAGAGACAUUUUUGGAUAAUUUGACCAAGCUUGAUCCAACUAUUCAGAGAAAAUUGGCACAUACCAUAGAUAAUAAAUACCCACUAAAUGUUUAUGAUUGGUUUGUUGCUUUUAAUAAAUUUAAAUACGACACUGUGUUAUUACAUUGUUGUUUAUUAGGAUAUGUGAAUUUGAUCCAAUGGUGUUUGAACAAUGAUGUUGAUGUGGACAAAUGCUCAUUUGAUUUUCAGUCACCUGUAAUGAUUGCUUCUGAACACGGCCAUACAGACAUUGUUAGAAUGUUGUUGGAUAGAGGGGUAGACUGUAAUAGCCAUGACUCAAUGGGUAAGACUGCAUUAAUGAAGGCUUGUGAACAUGGUCGUAAAGAAAUAGUCAAAAUGCUACUAGAUCAAGAUGCAGACCUGGAAUGUCAACAUGCGGAUCUGUCACCUCUAUUGAUUGCCUGUGAAGGUGGUCAUUUUGAAAUAGUACAAAUGUUAAUACACAGAGGAGCAGACUGUGAUACAUGUGACAGUGAUGGUCGUUCUUCUAUUAUGAAGGCUUGUGAUGGUGGUUAUAACGAAAUAGUAAAAGUGUUGAUAGAUAAAGGCGCGAACACUAAUAUUUGUGACAUAAAUGGCAAGUCAUCUCUACUAAUGGCAUGUAAACAUGGUUUUACAAAAAUAGUUAAAAUGUUGAUAGAUGGCGGUGCAAACGUGAAUAAUUAUGACAAAAAGGGUAAGUCACCUCUACGUGUUGCAUGUAAACCUGGUUUUACAAAAAUAGUAAAGAUGUUGUUAGAUGGAAGGAUAUACUACAAUAAAUCUGAUGAUGAAGGUUGUACACCUUUACUUAAGGCUUGUGAACAUGGUCAUACAGAAAUAGUAAAUAUGCUGUUAGAUGGAGGUGUAUACUAUUAUAAAUCCGAUAAUGAGGAUCUAACACCUUUUAUAUCUGCUUGUACACACGGUCAUUCAAAAAUAAUUGAAAUUUUGUUAGACAAAGAAGCAGAUUAUGCAAAAUAUAACAAGUUUCACCAAUCUCCGGUAAUGAAGGCAUGUGAACACGGACAAGAGGAAAUAGUAAAGAAGAUAUUAAAAAAAGGGGUGAACGAUUAUGAAUUAAACAAUCAUGGUAUAGCACUUCUAUUAAAAGCAUGUAAAUAUGGUCACACUAAUAUUGUGAAAUUAUUGUUAGACCAAGGAGAAGACUUUAAUAAGUUUGACAUGUGGCACAAGUCACCUUUACUGUAUGCUUGUGAACGUGGUCAUACAGAAAUAGUUCAAAUACUAUUAGACAAAAGCGUGGACUAUAAUAAAUCUGACAAAAGGGAUCAAUCGCCAAUAAUGGUUGCCUGUCGAUAUGGUUAUUCCAAUAUCGUUAAGAUGUUGUUAGACAAAGGCGCAAACUAUAAUAAAUGUGACAAUCAUUGUGUGUCACCUGUAAUGAAGGCCUGUAAACACGGUCAUACAGACAUAGUUAAAAUGUUGCUUGAAAUAGGUGUAGAUUGUGAUAAUCACGAUAUCUUGGGUCAGUCUCCUUUAAUGAAGGCUUGUAAGCAUGGACGUACAGAUAUAGUUGGGAUGCUGUUAGAUAAAGGGGUAGACUAUAAUAAAAUUGACUGUAACGGAUGGACAGCUUUUGCAUUCGCUUGUUCUUAUAAUCACUCAGAAAUAGUAAAGAUGAUGUUAGAUAAAGGAGAUAACUGUAAUAAAUUGGACAAAUUUCGCCAGUCACCUUUGAUGAAGGCUUUUAUUCAUGGACAUAUGGAAAUAGUAGAAAUGUUGAUCAACAGUGUAGUUAAUUAUAACGAAUGUGACAACAUGGGAAAUUCACUUCUUAUGAAGGCUUGUUCCAGCGGUCUAACAGAAUUUGUCCAAAAACUCUUGGACAAAGGAGUAGACCCUAAUAAAUGUGACAAAAUGGGUCAGUCACCUUUGAUGUUUGCCUGUAGUCAUGGUCAAGUACCAAUUGUAAGAAUGUUGCUAGAUAAGAAUGUAGACUACAAUAAAUGUAACAAAUGGCGUUGGUCGUCUGUACUGUAUUCUUGUAAAUAUGGUCAUCAGGAGGUGUUAAGGAUGCUGAUACUCAGCGGAGCAGACAUUAAUAGAUGUGAUAACAAUGGCUGUUCACCUAUUAUGAUCGCUUGUAAACGUGGACAUAAAGGAAUUGUUGAAAUGUUGUUAAAUAAAAAGGUAGAUGUUAUAAAAUGCAAUAAUAAGGGGCAGUCACUUCUAAUGUAUGCUUGUAAAUAUGGUCGUACAAAAAUAGUUAGAAUCUUGCUAGAUAAAGGGAUAGACUACAUUAAAUGCGACAAAAAAGGUAUGUCACUGCUAAUGUAUGCGUGCAAACAUGGUAAUACUAGUGUAUUAAGGGUUUUGUUGGACAAAGGAGUAGUCUUUAAGUCUUGUUAUGUUGAUGGGGUUUCACUCAUAAUGCAUGCUUGUGAAAAUACGAAUUAUAAAAUUGUAAGGAUGUUAAAAGGAGCAGACUUUAAAGAACGUGACAGAGAUGGUCGAUCUAUAGUGAUGAAGGUUUGUGGACACAUAAAUGCAUAA